AUGUCAGCAAAGAGCACAGGUGCUCACAUAAACCAUAAGAGCGAAACGGCCGGAUUCGAUGCCCAAGAAAUAUGCAAUACCGUCAAGGCUUCUCCUGAAAACUCUGGAAAGGAGUAUGGAUGCAAUUCGGGAGAUAACACUGUUCAGGGAUAUCUAGAUAUUGAUAUGGACCUUGAUGGUGUCGAUUAUGUAGGAGAAAUCGGUACAGAUUUUAAUUUAGAUGGUUUUGAAUACUACGGUUCCGAGUAUUAUGAUGAUCAAUACAGGGGCAUAACCGGAGACGAGAUAGCUGAGAAGUGGGAAAAUGACCGGCUGAUGUAUUUGGCUCGGGAGAUGGAGGCCUAUGGGUGGAGAGACAAUAUUGAUGUCGAUACUAUUGAUAUUGCUGUUUACGUGUCUUUGAAAUCCCUGGCUUGGCCUGAAUAUCAAAGAGCGAGAGGUUUGAUGCGGUCUGAAUUAGAGCUUGAGAAAGAAGAGCAGGUCGAAAUGUAUACUAGUAUGUAUACGGAUGAGGAAGAAGAGUUGCUACAACCGGAGCCUGUGUAUCCUGUACUCGAGAAUUCUCCUAACGUAUCGGUGCCCAUCGCUACCAGCUCAGCAGAUUGGGUCCAUGAGCACAAUUCUACCUGGAAGCAAGACUUAAAUCCUGAUAUUACUACGUUCUCGCCAGUAACAAACGGGUUCCCACAAGGACCAACUGAUGCUAAGGGAGCAAGUCCUGACUUCAACCGAAAGUUCCUCACGGGAGCUCUCAGAGCUCUAAGAAAGCUUCGGCAUGCAUCGAAGGACCCUACUGCAUCUCCUCAACUUCGUGCAUUUGUCGAUAGUCUAGGUGACCUUAAGGACAUCAUACAAGCCGGACUAGAUUCUCUACAAUCCAUUUUCAAUAACAAAGUACCCUCCCGCUUGAAAGACAUCUAUUGCCUUCUCCACGUCGCCUACGCCAUGUCCCAAGUCGAGAAGAGGGCUAAAGACCCCGAUCUACCAUCGAAAGCCUUUAGGCAAGACCUUUACGUUUUCCGCGGCUGCCUCCCUUCGCAGCCCGAGAGCCCCGAUGAAAUUCUGAGCCCUCAGGAUCUAUUUGACGAAAUCAUUGGCAUUAUGUGGAAGGAAUUUGAAGAAGGGCUUAAAUGGGUGAUUCCACGCUUGAGUAAAGAGACAUCUAGUUUCUUUGAUCAGAGAAUCGCCCAAACACGUGCCGAGGCACAGACCACACGACAUAACCAUCGACCUAACGGCAUUUAUAUGACAUUUCCGAAGACUUCGGCGACUCCCAAAAAACCUGGCGAUGUACCCAAAUCGCUCGAUAUGGUGGCCAGUACAAAAGUACUAGAAAUUGAUAACGACUUAACAAAACUCCAACGGGUAGUAGGAACAAUGGUGUAUCAAGAAUUUCUUAAAACUUUGAGUCAACUUUGCCACCAACAAUUUGCUUAUUUAUACUGGAGCUGUGCCAUUGAUGGGCUGCUCUUCUGGACCGAGAGCCUCGAUCUGCUGGAUCUGAUACUGGCAGACAACAAUGCUAACGGUUGUAUGUAUUGUGGCAACCCAUACAACUUGGAAGGAGACAGCGCCCCUUGCAAAUAUCUCAAGACUUCUUUGUCUACCUUGCAAGCGAAUGGAUACCUCUGGCUAUACAACCAAGUCGUGACUGCUGUCUCUAGAAUCAUGGACCUUACUGUUCAUGAGCCCCUAGAAACACCGUCUCUAGAGCCAUCAGAUGGAGAGUUAUUCCAAGAGUUUAUUGACCUUGCGUCAGGUUCCACUAUGACUUCCAACCCCCAGCCUGGAAUGCGCCGACCGCGUAUUGGAGAUACUCGGUCAACAAAUUUCAGAUGCUCCGAACCGGGCUGCUCUCACGAAUUCGCUCGAAAACAAGGCCUUGACAGACAUAUUGCUCGAUUUCAUAGUCCGGAAACUGUUCGAACAAAACUAAUAUGCGGCUAUCGAGGAUGCACUGCGAAGCGUAGCCAGAUUGUUUCGGCUACUCGUGGUACACGCAAUGAUAAUAUGCGAACUCAUAUGAAAACCCAGCAUGGAUUUACAGAGGAACAGCUGAGGAGGUGGAAGGCGAGGUAUAGAGGAGAUGAGGAAGUUUGGGAUUUUGAUUAA
Molecule: messenger RNA, 2112 nt
Organism: Orbilia oligospora ATCC 24927
Lineage: Eukaryota; Fungi; Ascomycota; Orbiliomycetes; Orbiliales; Orbiliaceae
Exons: 3
Coding region: 1-2112 (703 amino acids)
Source: RefSeq, a predicted model, not a curated record